AAAUGCAUUGCAUUGCAGUGUUCCUGCGCCGCACAUCCGAUUCCACCAAAUCCAAAUACAAAUCCAGCCAGCCAGCAGCACAAUCUUUUAUUUUAGUGAAGCAGCAUCAUCGUUUCGUCGGUCUUUUCUCCGUUUUACAGAGAUUUCGGUCGGUGCUUUCUUUCUUCAAAACUUUGUCGGGAGCAGCGGAGAAAGUUUGAAGUUUUCUCCCAUUUCUGUUGAGUGGCUGGCUGGCCUCACCAACUUCGGCCCAUCAUCAAUUAGACAAAUAAACGGAAUGAGCUCGAAACCAACCCUUGUCAAACGAACGCCAAACCAGGAUUCCAGAGGUCGACCACAAUAUCUCGCUCGUCUCCCACUUUGGAAACGAUAUCCCAGAAUUUUCAUCCUUGGUGGGGGAGUACUUAUAGGAUGUUCUAUCUGGAGUAAACAAUUUUACAACGCACUUUUCUUAAAACCAGAAGACAUCCCUUACCAGGCAGAUUGGUGGCCAAGUGAAAUUGCAAAGGGCAAGAAAACAGUUGAUCAAUACAGAGAACGACAAGAGAAGAUUCAGUUUUAUAAAGAAAAGUACGAGAAAGAGCGAGCCGAGAAGGAUGCAGCCCUAGCACAAUUGGAGAAAGUGAAAUUACCGAAGUAACCACAUAGCAAACUAUUUGAACAAAAAACUGUCCAGUGUUUUGUGCU
Molecule: messenger RNA, 687 nt
Organism: Folsomia candida
Lineage: Eukaryota; Metazoa; Arthropoda; Collembola; Entomobryomorpha; Isotomidae
Exons: 3
Coding region: 278-640 (120 amino acids)
Source: RefSeq, a predicted model, not a curated record